AUGAGCACAUAUCUGUACGAACUACCCACAACUGGUGCUAUAUUCUUUGCAGGCGUAUGCGACGACAAGACCGGGUCAUAUACCACUGAGAUCGCAGAAGCCACAGAGGCUCGCGCGAAUCUGAGAGCCGCGCUCAAGGAGAGCAAACGGGCAGACGAUGGAGGGAAGGACUACCUCAAAUUGGUCAAGGUCCUAGAUGAUUACUUGCCUCAGUUGUAUGGCAUUGCCACUUCCGUUCAGCAAGGCGAGCUGGUACUCAAGACCGAGCCGAUUUUCAGCUGGCGAACGACGCUCUCCUCUUCUAUAUUCCACAAUUCGCCGCGCAUCUCCAUCCCCACGCUUUCCACUGAGGUCAUCUUCACCCUCUUGACCUAUGCCUUCGCCUUCUCCAACCUCUCCCGUACCGUUGUGCACUCGCUCGGAGCCUAUGAGCGAGAGCGCGCGAUAUCAGACGCGGAGCGCAGGGCGAAGGACGAGAAACUGCAGUUUGCUGUCACGCUGCUAUGCAAGGCAUCUGGCGUCUUCGAGUACAUCGCAAAGGACUGCAUUCAGGAAUGGGAGCGCGAACGCGAGCGCGUCGUUGCCGCCGGGCUCACAUGCCCUCGUCCGCCCGACCUGACCAGAGAAGUGGUGGUAGGGCUAAGCAAAAUGGCACUAGCCGACGCGCAGACCCUCGCGAUCCGCAAGCUAUUGUCCAGAGCCGCCUUCGACAGCACGAUCACGCCGGGGCCUCCACUACCGAAGUCGCACCCCUCGCCUCUGCUCAUCGCCAAGCUGCACCUCGAAUGCGCCGCCCUCUAUGCGUCCGCGCGCUCCCUCGCCAAGACGCCAGGCGACUACCGUCCUGCGUCGUCCACCAAGUCCAGGCUCAAACAAGCGUUCACGAAGGACAAGGGUGACUCCGCUGUGCGCGACGAGGGCGGGGAGGAGGUCGCCCUUGAGCUGCGGCGGUACCUCGCCGAGGAGGUCGCCUUCCACUCCGCGCUCAGUCAUAAGUGGUUGGGCGUGGACGCGGGCGAGAACGGGGCGACGUCCAAGGCGGGCGAGGCGGUUGCGUUCCUCGCAUGGGCGAAGAAGGAACUGGAGGACCUGCGGGGUGGACCGCACGUGAUGGGCUCCGACAGGGAGAAGGACAUGCGCGAGCGGAGGAAGGAAAGGGUCGCGGAGGAGCUCGAGAGCGUGAGCGUGUUCUUGAAGGGAUACAAGAAUAUGAAUGACACGGUGGCCUUCCAGCCGGUUCCUCCACAGUCGGACUUACAGGCAUCCAUACCCGCAGGACGGUUGGCUGUGACCGUCAAGCCUUUCACCAAACCAACCCCCGCCUUUGGCCCGGGCUCUGCAGCUUUUAUUAGGCGACAGACCGAGGAGCUGGAGCUGGCUACUCGGGCUGUCGGGGAGGACACUGCUGCUUCUGAGCAGACAGACAUAACAAGCCCUCAAUCGGGCCGAAGCUACGCGGGAGAAGGCUCGUAUUUCUAG
Molecule: messenger RNA, 1479 nt
Organism: Fomitopsis serialis
Lineage: Eukaryota; Fungi; Basidiomycota; Agaricomycetes; Polyporales; Fomitopsidaceae
Product: BRO1 domain-containing protein
Exons: 5
Coding region: 1-1479 (492 amino acids)
Biological process (GO): cellular response to pH
Cellular component (GO): plasma membrane
Source: RefSeq, a predicted model, not a curated record